Salvelinus sp. IW2-2015 is the source of this 1156-nucleotide messenger RNA. Lineage: Eukaryota; Metazoa; Chordata; Actinopteri; Salmoniformes; Salmonidae. The record is from RefSeq and is a predicted model, not a curated record.
GCUGGCUAUGGCUAUCCAACACUGGAACUCUUCCAAGUCAAGGGAGUUCCAGUGGCUCACCCACCUGCCAUUCACUGGGCGUCUUGACAGUGCCACCCAGCACCAGAUGGCAGUGCCCCGGUGUUAAGUGAGGGAUGACAUGGGCCAGCAGGCCUGGGCACAGAGGGUCAACAGCAUCUUCAUUGGAGGUCUAAGCAAACCUAACAGUGGACAGCGUCUACGCAGGAAGUGCCAUAGCCAGCUCGGCGGGAGGUGGCACAAGCGUCACCUGACCUACCGGGUGGUGAACUGGCCUGGCCACCCCUCUCUGGGUCAGGUGGCCCUAGCCGUACGAAAGGCUUUUCAGCUGUGGAGCAACGUGUUGGACCUGACCUUCAAAGAGGUCACCCAGGGGUCAGCUGACAUCCAGCUGGCCUUCUACGAGGGGGAGCACAACGACGGCAUGGGCAAUGCCUUUGAUGGUCCAGGAGGCGCCCUAGCGCAUGCCUUCUUCCCUGGCCGAGGGGAGGCUCACUUUGACAUGGCAGAGAGCUGGACACUGAACGGCUGCAAGGGUCACAACCUGUUCAUGGUGAUUGCCCACAAGGUGGGCCACACACUGGGCCUGGAUUACUCUCCUGUGCGUCAUGCUCUCAUGUCCCCCUACUACAAGAAGCUGGGGAAAGCUUUAUGGUGCGUAGGCAUAAUCCACACUGAGAGAGGAACAAGCCAUUAAAACAUUUAUUGGAAUUUGAUUUUGAACCAGUCACUUUACAUGCCCAAAAAUUAGAGUAGAAGAGAGAACAUGUGGAGGUAAUAAUCAGUGGUCAGGUAGAGGAGGAAACAAGAUUACAUGAGGGAGUGAAGAUGAUAAAAUGACUUUGAGACCUUAUAUUGAACUUAGUCCACAAAUAUGACUAGAGAUUGGAUCAGCAUCUGUUUGUUUAACCCUUUACCAUCUGCUGUGCUAUCAUUCACCAUGACAUCAUAGUGUCCAAUCACUCUGUCAUACAGUAUACGAAGCAUCAAUUGGAAAAAGCUAAAGGACAGUUUAUUUUCAUAUUAAGUGUGGCUAAAGCCAUCCCAUUUAUUACAGGGAAAAGUGCUGUACUUUACUACAUUCCUGAAGAAAAUGUACUUCUUGCACCAUARAUUUUCCCUGUCACACAAAAGUACU